CAAACGGUUCCCAAGCGACUCAGAUCGGCGGAGAUAUAGCUGGCACAUAUAGCAGAGUCCGAGUCGAGUGUGAAUCAGAGAUAGUCGAAAACCCGAGGGCCACAAGAAACUAACGGCCCACUCGAGACGAGAGACAGUCGAUAAGAUUAACGUCAAACUUAAUUAAAAAAAACUAACGAAAAGCCAGGCCACAACAAACGAUCCAUCGAUCGAUCGAUCGCAUCGUAACUCGAAUAUAUAAGUCUUAGCCUUAGAUAAUAUAGAACAGCCAACUCGAGUGGCACACGUUCAAGUGAUUCGUGAUUGUGGCUAAGCCCUGGGAAAAGUGUGUGAUUUGAGUUGGAAAUCUGUAACAAUAUCCAAGGGAUCCAAGGAUCUGAAUCCUGACAAAGAUGUACGUGGCCAACACCGGCGGCCUGAUGCUGCAGACCAUGUUGUAUUUGGCCAAUCAAACCAGUCGAGCGGCCGUCAACACCCUGGUUGAUCUGCCACCAGCCCCCAAAAGUGACAUCAACGAGGUGAAGUGCUUUGGCGUGUACGGCUGUUUUCCGAUUAAUGGGCCAUGGAACACGGUGACACGGUCGAUUAAUGUGCAUCCGCAGAAACCCUCGGAGAUCGAGCCGCAUUUCACGUUGUACUUGCGAAAGGCCAUGGAUCAGCCCAAGUACCUGGACCUCAAUGAUCCGGAUGGUGUCCAGGGCAUGGGCAUAAAUCCCAAGGGCAAGAUCUUCCUGCUGGUCCAUGGCUACCUGGAAUCCGGCGAGAUUCCCUGGAUGUGGGACAUGGCGAAGGCUCUGCUGGCCCACGAGCCGGAGGGUCGGGCAGCCGUGGUUCUCAUCGAUUGGGGCGGCGGUGCGAGUCCUCCGUAUGUCCAGGCGGUGGCCAACAUCCGGCUGGUGGGCGCCAUCACCGCCCAUGUGGUGCACAUGCUGUACGAGGAGCUGCGUCUCCCCAAUCUGGACAAUGUCCACAUAAUUGGCCACUCGCUGGGCGCCCAUCUUUCGGGCUAUACGGGAUAUCAUCUGCAACACGACUUUGGCCUGAAGCCGGCCAGGAUUACGGGUCUGGAUCCGGCUGCUCCACUUUUCACGGACACCGAUCCCAUCGUUCGACUGGAUAAGACCGAUGCCCACUUUGUGGACAUUGUGCACACGGAUGCCAAUCCCUUGAUGAAAGGUGGACUGGGCAUCAAUAUGCGACUGGGUCACGUGGACUUCUUCCCCAACGGAGGAUUCGAUAAUCCCGGCUGCAACAAGAAGUUCCAGGAUGUGGCGAAGAAGAAGACGCUGUUUCUGACCGUGCAGGAGUUCCUCGGCUGCAAUCACAUCCGCAGUCAGCAGUAUUUCACGGAGAGCAUCGGUUCGCAGUGCCCUUUCCUCGGAAUAACCUGCGAUUCUUUCGAGAGCUUCAAGGACACGAAGUGCACCAGCUGCGAGGAGCCGGGCCACACCUGUCUGCGGAUGGGCUAUCACAGCCAGGAGGAUUACCAGGAGCAGGUGGAUAUGGGCCAGGUGCAGCAGGGCGACUCACCAGGUGUCUUUUACCUGUGGACAGGCGAUAGCAAGCCCUUCUGUCGGCUGCACUACAGGAUUACGGUGCGAGUUUCCGGACAUGAUGAGAGUACACUCCAUGGCGGUGAGGUGGGCAUCCUGUCCGUUCAGCUGCACGAUGCUCUGCACAAGAGAGCCACCACGGAGAUGAUGAAAUUCUCUCCGAAGGCCAUGUACUUUGAGCCGGGCUACGAAUACAAAGCACUGGUGGCCGGAAAAAAUCUCCGGCAACCGGAAUACGCCACCGUAAAUUGGGAAUAUCCCACGAACAUACUGAAUCCACUCACCUGGCGCAUCCUAUCGGCGCCGCGAAUUUACCUCGAGUACAUCCUCAUUGAGGCGAUGGAGUCCAACGAGCUCUAUCUGAAAUUGUGUCCACAGCACGAGGGAGCCAUUCUCACGGGCGCCGAAAAUGUCCUGCGCUCCAGCUAUUGCAAGGAAUAAUAAUCAUCUGUUAAAUUAACAACCUGAUUUGGUAGCUUAUUGGUUAAUUGAUUUUGUAAUUGAUUUAAGAAGCCCAUUGAUUUAGACGAUCGCUUAUUGGCCAAGGUAAAAUUGCAUUAUCUUAAUUAAUUUUCUAAUUAAUUAAUGUUUUUUUCCUUGGCUGAUUAACAAUCUAGUUAAAUAUGGAUUAACCUUAAUCAUUUCAUUUAAUUAAUUAAUUUUCUACUGAAUUUUGAAUUGUAUGUAAACUAUAUCAUUAAUUAAUUAGCUAAUUAAUUUUAUGUUCGACUUAUAUAGUUUAUUGAUUAAUUAGCUAAUUAAUUAAGAAUAUAGUUAUUACUUCCUUGGCAGAACUGCUUCAUGUAGAGAAUCGAGUCAAGCAGUGCAGGUUCGCGCCUCCGCUUAGAUGAGUACCCAAUAUAACCGUUGGUGCGUGUCUGCAAAAUGAGAACAGAUCUAAAAGUGUUCCUACUUGGAUUUUUAUAGCAACUGCCCAAGAAAGAACAGUUUGUAUUUUAUUAUAGUAUUUUAAUAGUUCGCAAAAGAAACAAUCAUCAAACCGUUAUUUAUUUUAUAAAAUAUUUUUUUGUCAUUUUUUUUUGAGCAUAUAAAAUGUAUUUGUAGUUAUAGUACAUUGAUGUAGCCUAAUUUAAUGUAAAUAAAAACGAAAACUUUGAAAAGAAAACUAA
Drosophila rhopaloa is the source of this 2683-nucleotide messenger RNA. RefSeq names its product pancreatic lipase-related protein 2. Gene Ontology annotation, molecular function: lipase activity; carboxylic ester hydrolase activity. NCBI's taxonomy places the organism in Eukaryota, Metazoa, Arthropoda, Insecta, Diptera, Drosophilidae. Gene Ontology annotation, biological process: lipid metabolic process. The transcript has 3 exons. The coding region runs from base 393 to 1994 and encodes 533 amino acids. The record is from RefSeq and is a predicted model, not a curated record.